AUGGGUCAGGCGCUCGUGUCGUCCGGCAUGUGGCCGUGUAACAUCUUCGGCGGCGUUAAAGCGUGUGUCGCGGUGCCUUCUAACGGAGCGUUCAUGCAGCAGUGCGCGAACGUCGCCAAGUCGGAGGUGGACUGCGCUUAUAACCGCGAGACGCUGAGUGACAUUAACGAGGAUCCGAAUGUGAUUAUGAAGGAGAAGCUCGAAGAAGCAGCGUCUCUUCCUCUCACCACCCUUCCCCUCUCCCAUCUCUCUCCCGCCUCUCCCCCGCUCCCCGCGCCCCUGCGCCCCUGCGCCCCGCUCUCCCCCCUCGGGCCUCGAGGCAUAUCCCGCAUACCCCUCAUUCCUCGGCAAUGCAUCUCUGCCACUCCACUCCCCGCCCUUGCCCCUGUUCCCACCCCCCUCCCUCCCUCCCAGGCUUUGAGCCGUAUCCCGCGUGCCUGGAUGCGCUCCAUCACUUCUGGUGCGUGCAAGAUCUCAUUCUUCGGUUAUUCCAUCUCCUCCUCUCUCCCUCCCGCGGCUUCCCCUCUCCUCCCCCACCAACCAGGCUUCGAGCCAUGUCCCGCGUGUUUGGAUGCGCUGCACCGCUUCUGGUGCGGCCAGACCACCCCCACGUGUGGCACCUUCGCUAAAGUGGUUGACGAAAUCUUGCCUGAAAUGAGGCAAGUCAGUGCUGGCAAGUUGAAGCCAGACGAGCUCGUUCAGUCAGCCCUGCCCCGCAUGCUCCAAGCCUUUUCUCUCGGGCUGCCCUGCCGCAAAAUGUGCGAGGCGGUUACCGCCACCUGCAGCUGCGGCCGACCGGCCACGUUCGGGCAGAUGAUGAAAGUUUUGGAGCUGAAGCGCACGCAGCAGCAGGCAGAAGGGGAGGGCGCGGCGGGCAGGCCCCUGGCGGAGAACAAAGAUUUGAUUCCGUUUGGGUUCAGUACGAACAUGUCUCUGGCUACUGCUGUGAAGAUCUUCAAAGGGGUGUGGGACCGACCCGUCUGCGACUUGUUUGCCCCGCAUGACGCGCCUGGCUUCCAGGGCGUGUGUGAGACGUGGUGGGCGGGGGCGGACAAGAACCAGACGACAUGUCGCUGGUGCGAGUCAAAGCAGCGGCCAGAGGACAUGGACGAACAGAUAGUGGCUCAGAUCGCGCAGUCCGUGUCCAGCAUGAUGCAGGCCUUUCUCCCUUUCAUCUUGCAAUUCCUGUUCCUUUCCUUGCACACGGCCCCCCGCAGGCUGGUCUCGAACAUCCCUGCAACUGCAACAGCUUCUGCUGGUGCUGCUAAUGCUGGUGUUGCUGUCGCUGUCUCUCCUGCUGUUGCCCCUGUAGCUGACACGGCUGACGCAGCAGCAGUGGAGCAGGCAGAGGAGGAGGUGGAGCAGGAGGAGCAGAAAAGCUUCGACUGGCAGGACGACCAAACCGGGCUACCCAAUCCCGAGCCUGUUCAACUACCCCCUGACACUGUUCCUCCCAAGCUUAUCGACCCUACCGCCGAACCUGGUGCCAAGCCUGCCGCUGAACCGGGUGGGAAGGCUGCAGCCGAGCCUGGUUCGGAUGGGCCGGGGUAUUUUAGAGAAGCAGCGCCGGGGGAUUGGGGGUAUAAAGAGUCAGACGAGGAGAAAAUGGCAAAGAUGAUGCGAGGGGAGGGGAUGGGAGAGGAAGAGGGGGAGGUUCCAUCUGGGAAAGGUGGUACCGCGGGUGGAAGGUGGGAAGAGGUGAUGAAUGGGAUGAUGGGGGGGAGGGGAGGGCGAGGAGGUGAGGGGGGGCGAGGGGAGAGGGAGAGGGGAGAAAGGGGAGGGGCAGAGGGCAGAGGUGGUGCAUGGGAGGGGGGUUCCGCUAGAGGGGGUACGAUGAUGCGAGGGGGGCCGGGAGAAGUUGAGGGUGGUGAGAAGGAAGGAGAGAAGGAAGGAGAGGAGGAGGGAGCGGUGGAGCCAGGAGAUUCCAGGGGUUCUGCUGUUGCAAGCGCAGGCACGACUUCUCCCAGUGCUUCGCGAACCGAACCUUCCACCGAGCCUGGAGAACCGGAGCGGCCACCGGUUUGGGAGAAGAAGGAAUGGCAGGAGAAGGGAGGGGAGCCGAGCUCCGAGUGGCGGUCGGAAAAGCCGGAGGAGCCGGUGGAAGAGGGUGGGGGGAAUGUGUGGUAUCGAGGGCAUGGGGAUGAUUUGCCCAUUCCGCCAAGAGAGGAAAAACGCGGGUCGCCUUUGGUGGCGACGAUUUUUAUUUUCUUUGCGGCUGUGGGAGUGGUGGCAGGGUUGGCGUUUUGGAAGAUGAGGAGGGAGCGGAGGGCGAGGGAUGCUCAACCCAUCCCCGUGCCACGAGUCGCUGACGGCCCGGCAGCACUGGUGGGAGGCGCCGCCAGCUCAGCACAGUCCGCGAUUGGUGGCGCUGCGAUCCCGGUCCAGAAUCUGAUUGGGGGCGCCGCGAGCGCGGCUCAAAACGCAAUUGGCGGCGUCACUGGUGCGGCUCAGGGCGUGAUUGGCUCUGCAACCACCGCCGCCCAGACCACGGCCGGCAAUCUUGUGAGGACCGUUGGUGGCGCUCUUAACGGAGUUCAAACCACCGCUGGUGGCGCCGUCAACACACUUCAGGGCAUCGCUGGUGGCGCCUUGAACGGGGUUCAGACCACUGCUAGCAGCGCGCUCAACGCUGUUCAGAGCACUGCUGGGGCCGCGCUGAACGGAGUGCAGACAGCAGCUGCGGGAGCAGCGGGCGCGGCUCAGCGCACCCUCGGAUCUGCCCUCAACACGGUUCAAACCAUCGCCCAAGACCCGCUUGGAGUAGUGCAGAGCACGGCUGGGGGAGCACUUAACGCAGUCCAGACCGCUGCCCGAGACCCACUUCGUACAAUCCAGAGCACUGCUGGUGGCGCACUCAAUGCAGUUCAGACCACGGCUGGGAGCGCCUUGAAUGCCAUCCAGAGCACAGCUGGUGGAGCUGUUGGUGUGUUGCAGACUGCUGCUGGUGGCGCUCUAGGGGCGGUGCAGGGAACAGUUACCAGCCUGGGAAACGCUCUGACUGGCACUGCUCAGCAGCUCGCUACUACUGGUCCCGUUAACACUAUAAGAAACGCUGCUGGCACAGCUGCGAGCAACGUGGGCAGCACUCUGAGCGGGCCUGCUGGGGCGAUUCAGGGAGUGGCUGGCGCUGCUGUGGGCAAUGUUGCGAGUGCGUUGCGCGGGCCUGCUACUGCUGCUGUGAGUGCUCUGAGCGGACCUGCUGGGGCGCUGCAGGCGGUGAUGAUGCGUCAGGGAGGUGUGUUGAGCCGCCCGCUUGAAAGCGUUCAGGGGGCUGUCGCUGGUGCUGCUGGUGCAGUGCAGAACGCCGCUGGGGGAGUGCAGCAAACGCUGAGCCGGCCGGUUGAGAGCAUUCAGGGCGCUGUUUCAGGUAUUGCUGGGGGCGUGCAGAGUGCGGUUGGGGGAGUGCAAAGCACACUCGGCAAUGUGGGAUCCGGUGUGCAGAGCACCCUUGGGAAUGUCGCUGGGGGCGUGCAGAGCACCCUGGGGAAUGCUGCUGCUGGUGUGCAGAGCACAGUGGGCAAUGUGGCUGGCGGUGUGGAGCAAACUCUGGGGAGCGCCGCUGCUGGUGUGCAGGGCACUCUAGGUAACGCCGCUGGCACUGCUGCUACUACUGCGGGUGCAGGUGCUGGUCCUGGCGUCGUUACUACUGUCCCCGUGGCAGCACGCUCAUCAGCAGAGAGUGAGCCGAGAGAGCCAGGAAGGAGGCUGCAGGGCAGCCCGGCAGGUACAGGCAGCGCCGGCUCUGCCGCUAUUCCCACUCCCCUCCCCACCGCCCCCAUUCCCACCAUCCCCACUCCCACCACUCCCGCCACCACCCCUGCUGCGAGCACCAGCGCUGGUCCACUGGGUGCAGUGCAGCAAGCACUCUCUGGCGCCGCCUCCACCCUUCAGGGCGUUGCCUCUGGCGCCGCCUCUACUCUUCAGGGCAUCACUGGGUCUGCCGCCCAGCAGAUCACGUCUGCUGCGGGCGGCGUGCAGAGCACUCUCGGGAACGUCGCUAACGUUGCGCAGCAAACUCUGGGCAGUGCUGCCGGUGCUGUGCAGGGCACGCUUGGGAAUGUGGUUGGGGGAGUGCAGCAGACGCUGAGCAAUCCGGUGGGAUCCAUCCAGGGCGCAGCUGCUGGUGCUGCUCGCGGGGUGCAAAACGCCGCUGCAAACGUGCAGAGCACUCUCGGCAACGUUGCUGGGGGAGUGCAGCAGACUCUGGGUAAUGCCACUGGGGGCGUGGCUAAUGUGGCGCGUGCGGCAGGAGGGACUGUCUCUGGAGCUGCUACCAGUGCACAAGCAGCACUCUCCGGACAGCUCUCUGCUGCCCGGAACGCCCUGUCUGGCCCGGUUUCCGCAGUGCAGGGAGCGCUGUCAGUCCCGGCUGGUGCCAUCCAAAGCGCUGCCACCGGCGCGCAGGCAGCAGUUUCCGGUCAGCUCUCUUCAGCCCAGAACGCCCUGUUUGGCCCGGUUUCGACUGUUCAAAACGCACUGUCAGGGCCUCUUUCCACGGUGCAGGGGGCAGCAGCAGGGGCAGUGAGGGGCGUGCAGGGAGCGGUGUCAGUCCCUGCAGGCGCCAUCCAAAGCGCUGCCAGUGGCAUGCAGGGUGCAGUGCAGGGAACAGUCCAGGGGGUUCAGGCCGUUGUGCAGGGAGCCGUGCAAGGGGCGCAGGGCGCCGUGCAAGGGGCGCAGGGCGCCGUGCAAGGGGCGCAGGGCACAGUGCAAGGGGCGCAGGGCACCGUGCAAGGGGCGCAGGGCACAGUGCAAGGGGCGCAGGGCGCCGUGCAAGGGGCUCAGGGCACAGUGCAAGGGGCUCAGGGCGCCGUGCAAGGGGCUCAGGGCGCCGUGCAAGGGGCUCAGGGCGCCGUGCAAGGGGCGCAGGGCGCCGUGCAAGGGGCUCAGGGCACAGUGCAAGGGGCGCAGGGCGCCGUGCAAGGGGCGCAGGGCACAGUGCAAGGGGCGCAGGGCACCGUGCCAAGCGCUGCCUCUCUGCCCACAGCUGCCUCUCAGCUUCCUGCCGCUGCCGGCACUGCUGCUGCGGCUGCCACCGGUCCACUGGGUGCUGUGCAGCAGGCGCUCUCUGGUGCAGCCUCCACCCUUCAGGGCGUUUCCGGGUCUGCCGCCCAGCAGAUCACGUCUGCCGCCCAGCAGAUCACGUCUGCCGCCCAGUCGCUCACAGGCACCGUCCAGGGCGCAGCUGCUGGCGCUGCUGGCGGGUUGCAGAAUGCCGCUCGCACUGUGCAGAGCACUCUGGGCAGUGCGGCUGGGGGUAUGCAGCAGACUUUGGGCAGUAUCGCCGGGGGGGUGCAGCAAACUCUGGGUAAUGUCGCCACCGGCGCACAAGCAGCACUUUCCGGACAGCUCUCCGCAGCCCAGACCGCCCUGUCAGGCCCGGUUUCCACGGUCCAAACCGCACUCUCCGGACCUCUUUCCACGGUGCAGGGCGCAGCAGCAAGUGCUUUGAGGGGUGUGCAGGGUGCGCUGUCAGUGCCUGCUGGGGCGAUUCAAAGCGCUGCUACCGGUGCACAAGCAGCACUCUCCGGCCCGCUGUCUGCAGUGCAAAGCACUCUGUCAGGGCCACUUUCCACGGUUCAGAAUGCAGCAGCAGGGGCAGUGAGGGGCGUGCAAGGAGCGGUGUCAGUCCCUGCUGGCGCGAUCCAAGGGGCGGUUAGUGGCGUGCAGAGCACCCUGCAGGGAUCCAUGCAAGGCGCACAGGGCGCGGUGCAAAACGCUGCCCCACUGCCCACAGCUGCCACUCAGCUUCCUGCUGCUGCCGGCACUGCUGGCAAUGCUGCUGCUGCUGCUGCUGGUGCUGCUGAUACAGUCCCUGUGGCAGCACGCUCGUCAGCAGAGAGUGAGCCUAGUCAGCCGGGAAGGAGGCUGCAGGACAGCCCGGCAGGUACAGGCAGCAGCACUGGCUCUACCGCAACAACCCACAGCAGCCCCACUUCAACCACCCCCACCACCCCCACCGGUCCACUGGGGGGCGUGCAGCAGGCGCUCUCUGGCGCUGCUUCCACCCUUCAAGGCGUUGCCUCUGGUGCUGCCACCACCCUGCAAGGCGUUGCCUCUGGUGCUGCCACCACCCUGCAAGGCGUUGCCUCUGGUGCUGCCACCACCCUGCAAGGCGUUGCCUCUGGUGCCACCACCACUCUCUCUCGAACCACCACUGGCGCUCAGUCCCUCGCUGCCUCUGCCGCCCAGUCCCUCCCCGGCACAAUCCAGUCCGCAGCAGGGUCGGUGCAGGCAGCAGCGGGGGCGGCAGUAGGAGCAGCAACAGGGACUCUGAACCGGGUAGGGGAUGCACUCACACUCCCCCUGCGCCAGGCUGUAACGGCUGUAGCACAGCCUCUUGUAGGGGCAGCCCAGGUUUUAGCGCAGCCCUUGGGAGCGGCUGUAGCGAGCGCUGUGCAGCCGGCUGUAGCAGCUCUGCAGGCGGGGGUUCAGGGGGUUGGGGCAGGCGUUUCAGGGGUUGCUGGAGGGGUUGGGAGUGUAAUGCAGGCAGCAGGGGCAGGCGUGCAGAACGUAGGGAGAGGGGUGGUGGUAGGAGUGCAGAGCGCAGGGGCAGCAGUGGGGGAGAGGGUGCAGAGCCUUGGAGCGGCAGCAGCAGGGGGGGUGCAGAGCCUAGGAGGGAAUAUGACUGGGGCGGCAGCAGGGGCGGCAGAGGCGCUAGGCAGGACUGCUAGUGGUCUGGGCGCCGGGCUAGGGAACACCGCAGCUGGAGUUCAAGGGAGUAUUGGCCAGGCGCUCGGGGGAAUUACCCGGGCGGUUCAGGGCGGGCCCGGGAAUCUCGGGCAGGCGGUGGGGCAACUUACCCAGGGAAUUCAGGGCGGACCGGCAGUGCUAGGGGGUGUGCUGACCCGGGCGGCAGACGCGGUUACUGCAGCAGUGGGAGGGGCGGCAGGGGCGGCGGGGAAUGCUGUGACUGUAGCGGUGGAUGCUGCUAGUGGCACGAUUCGAUACAGCAUUGAGGGGAUUGGGAAUGCGUCAGAGCUGGUCUCUGCUGGGAUCUACCAGGCUGCUGGGACGGCAGGAGGAGCUGCCAGGUCAGCAGGAACCCAGGUGGUGAGCCUGUUCAACCAGGUCAACCCAGUCAACGCCCUGUCAGCAGCGGGCGGCGCACUCACAGGCACAGUAGCCGCCACGCCCAGCGCCAUCGCCAGCCUGCUGCAGAACCCAGCAGGCUUUGUCCUGCAGGCCACAACCAGGGGAGGUGCAUCUGCUGCUGCUGGCACCAACAGUUCUGCUUCUGGGGCCACCGAGACCCGUGUGGCGCCACUGAGUAUCCUCGCGCCACUUCUUCCAUCGACAAUCACCACCACUCCUCUCCCCGCUGCUGCCUCCGCGGCUCCUCGGCUCGGUGUUCGACGUCAAGCGUCUUCCUCCCCAACCACCACCACCCCCUCCACUACCUCUACCAUCAACCCCUCCUCUGUCUUCUCCUCCUUCCCUUCUUCCUUCCCAUCAUCCUUCCCCUCCUCUGUCCCUUCAACCCUCCCAUCCUCCCUCCCCUCCUCCCUCCCCUCCUCCGUCCCAACCUCCACUCCCUCCUCCCUCUCCUCCACUCUCGCCAACCUCCCCACCAACACCCCCACCACCUUCCCCACCUCCAACCCCCUUCCCGCAAACACCCCUCUCCCCGGAGGCUCCACACAAUCCUCUUCUGCUCCUGGCAUGCUGCUGGGCAUGGCUGGUGACACGGUAACCAAUGCCGCACUGCAGCUUCUGCGGGGAAUCCAGGGGGCCAUGUCUGGCUCUGGUGGUUCCAGCAGUAGAGGCGGUAGCAGCAGUGGUACCAGUGGUAACGCAGGGUUUUCAAGUGGUAACACUGGGUUUCCUAGUGGUACGACUGGAUCUGCCUUCCCUGCAGCUUCUCAAGGAGGUUCUUCUGGGGGAGGUAUUGACUGGGCUGCUGCGUUGCCGCUACUUCAAACCCUUGUCCAGCAAGCCACAGGCGGCGGUGGUAGUAACGCUGUUAGCCGUGGAAACAAUGAUGGUACACUGAAUGUGGAUUUGAACGCGUUGUUGCCCGUGGUGGAAGCUCUUAUGGGGUUGGAGACAGGGGGUGCAGUUGGAGGGAAUGCAAACCAGCUGGACCUUGGGAUGCUGAUGAAUCUGGCCGGGGCCCUUGGCGGUGCCGUGCUUGGUAAUCCAUGA
This is a messenger RNA of Closterium sp. NIES-65, 8142 nucleotides long. Lineage: Eukaryota; Viridiplantae; Streptophyta; Zygnematophyceae; Desmidiales; Closteriaceae. The record is from the annotation of a GenBank genome assembly.